CUGCUGACAUUCUGAUGUGUGUCUUAUUUUGUUUCAUCUGUGAAAAGAGAAGAAAAAGUGGAUCAAAGGCCCCAUGGGAUCUGUCUGCUUUGAUUCAGGGAUAAAGCCUUAGAAUAAAAGUCCUAACUGAUCCUGAAAUGCCUUAAGGCUGCAGAAGCUUUUCAGAAAAAAAAGUGUAAAAAGCAUAUUGUGAUGUGUUUAUUUUUCAUCAGGGGAGAAGAGGUCAUGGGAGGAAACUGCUUCAAUCAGGAACUGGAGGAAAUUAUCAGAACGGUUCUUGGCAACCUGGACAGUCUCCAACCCUUCUUUAGUGCCCACUUCAAUAUCUUCCCCUAUAAGAAGCGGUGGGAAGGGGCGCGUCAGGUGGUGCCCAAACACGGUGACAGGAAGCUGGCAGCCUACCCCUACUGCCUGACCCUCUACCUGGAGAAAAACAUGCAGCAUGAGGAAGCAAAGCAAGCAGAGGAGAAGCUGAGCUCAGAGAAAGACGCUGCUGUUUCUGAGCCCCGGUCAAAGCGCUAUAGAAGAUGUUCACCACUAGAGGAGGCCAUACUAAAGGACUUCAACCAGGAUUUUGAGACUAAAAGCAAGGCUUCUGCGGUCGGCAGGCUCUCUCUGGAUCGUCCACAUACACUCAGAGAUGCAAAAGAAGAUGCAGGAUGCUUUGAUGAGAAAGACGCACCGCAGCAGAAACCAGGUGUCACAGUGAGAGGAAGUGGGACUCCAGGUGAUGUGCAUUCUGGGACAAUAGAGCCCAUGGAAGAGGAUGAGGAAGAAGAUGAAGAAGAAGAUGAAGAGUCUCACCCUGGGACCCCUGAGAGGGCAGGCAUUCUGAGUCGACUAGCCAGCCAUGUCUUCCCCUUCUCCCUGCUCUUUGGAGACCCCUGAGGGCCACGGCACGGAGACAGGAGCUGUUACUGGGGAAUGAAGCGGAAACUCGCCGGGGUUUGUUUAGUUCAUGUUCUGCACAGAGAACUCAGGAUUUGUUUUUUCAGGAACAUUUUAAUAGACCUGUUUGUCUCCCUGUAUCCUCUUUUAAGAAUCUGUUAUAUAAGGGUCAUUAUUCAUUAUUCCUAUUGUUCAGACUUAUGUAAGAUUUUCUAAUUUAUUUAUAUAUCUUAAGUAUAUUUUAAUAAAACUAUUACGUGCAGAGUUCUUUAUGUGAGUUUUCUG
This is a messenger RNA of Trematomus bernacchii (emerald rockcod), 1173 nucleotides long. Its product is annotated as membrane-anchored junction protein. The coding region runs from base 193 to 888 and encodes 231 amino acids. Gene Ontology annotation, molecular function: DNA binding. Gene Ontology annotation, biological process: homologous chromosome pairing at meiosis; meiotic attachment of telomere to nuclear envelope. The record is from RefSeq and is a predicted model, not a curated record. NCBI's taxonomy places the organism in Eukaryota, Metazoa, Chordata, Actinopteri, Perciformes, Nototheniidae. The transcript is spliced from 8 exons. Gene Ontology annotation, cellular component: nuclear inner membrane.